Molecule: messenger RNA, 1225 nt
Organism: Stylophora pistillata
Lineage: Eukaryota; Metazoa; Cnidaria; Anthozoa; Scleractinia; Pocilloporidae
Product: HMG box-containing protein 5
Biological process (GO): regulation of transcription by RNA polymerase II
Source: RefSeq, a predicted model, not a curated record
GGCUAGCAAUUUGGCGGUUUAAGGAACACUCGUGGAGCAUUCCACUCCUCGUGUACGCAACAUCAUGUUGGCAAAAGUGAGGUUUUUUCGCUCUCCUGUCGCCUUAGUGCAAGAAUCUCUCUUAUUCCGACAAGUUUACGUGCCACAGAUGAUAUUAACAUAUGAAUUUGCCUCAAAAAAGGAGCUUCAGGUGAAAAUUAAGCGCCCUCCUACAGCAUAUCAGUUGUUUGCUUCUGCAAAUCGAGAGCAGCUUGUUAAGUUAAAUCCCGACAGACCCAAACAAGAAAUCACUAAAGCCCUACAUGACCGAUGGAGGGAGAUGUCUGAAGAAGAAAAGAACCCAUACAAGGAAGAUCAUGAUAAACAAAUGGAUUUGUACAAAGCGCCUCUGGAAAAAUUACCGAAGAAACCGCCUGGAGUAUUCGGUUUGUUUGUGAAAGAGAACUACUCCAGAAUUACAUCUGGUCUGUCUCCGGGAUCUACAGCUCCCGACGCUAUGAGAGAGUUAUCAAAUGAGUGGAAUAGCAUGUCUGAUGAUGAUAAGGAACAGCUGAAACAGAAAUACGAGAACUUGGUGGAGGAAUACAACAAGCAAAUUUUGACCUUCGAGCAAAAUUUAACUGACGAGGAAAGAGCCUUUCUGUUACAAAAACGUCGCGAAGAAAUGCGAACUCUUGCCAAGAAAAAGCGCAAACUUCUAAAUGUAGGUAAGCCAAAAUUACCUCCUGGUCCAUUCGUUCGUUUUAUGCUGAAUUCCCUGGGGAAGGUGGAAAGUGAAUCACCUGUAGAACGGCUGAAAAUUUUGGGGCAGAGAUGGCAACAGUUGUCUGAUGAGGAGAAAGAGGUGUACAUCGAGGAAUACCGCCUCGCUCGGGAAAAGUACGCUCAAGAUUUGGCUGAAUGGAACGCGAAGCACCCUGAUGCUGAAUAAACGUAGAUCCAAAGUGACAAAAUGACAAUUAUUAUUUUAGUACCUGUUGGCUUUAAGUAAAAUGUGUUAAUAUUCAUGAAAUGUUUGAAUGUGUCUACACUGUUGACAGUACAUCAUUUUAUCGUCCAGUACUAAGAAAUGAUUUGUCUUUGGUUUCUUCACUAAUGUAAGCUGUGUCCAAGAUCAAAUCAUAAGGGUUCAUUUAAAACUUUGAUAUCCUCCCAAUGGGAAUUUGAAAUUUCAGUAAAAUUCCUUUCCCAUGAUUAAAAAAAAAACCAGGAUUGUCUUGUUGGA